Molecule: messenger RNA, 1263 nt
Organism: Drosophila grimshawi
Lineage: Eukaryota; Metazoa; Arthropoda; Insecta; Diptera; Drosophilidae
Product: UBX domain-containing protein 2B
Exons: 1
Coding region: 89-1168 (359 amino acids)
Biological process (GO): Golgi organization; nuclear membrane reassembly; membrane fusion
Cellular component (GO): nucleus; cytosol
Molecular function (GO): ubiquitin binding
Source: RefSeq, a predicted model, not a curated record
ACUCUUUGAAUAUGAGUUAACAAAAAUAUUUUUACAAUAAGAAAAAAAUUGAUAAGUUGAGCGAGGAUCGAGAAGAAGCCGAUGUCAGAUGUCCGAUGAGCAAAAGCUGGCCAGCUUUAUGAAGAAAUAUGGCGAACAAGAGGCGGUAGCACGCCAUUAUCUCGCUACCAACAAUUGGGCUCUGGAACAGGCCGGCCUCAAAUAUGAGGCGGACAGGUCCAAAGAGCGAGGCAGAAAUGUACCAGACCUUAAUUCUCUGCAGAGCCUUUUAAGUCGUCAGACGCUCACUAGGGCGACACCCCGAGAGGCUUAUCUCGGCGAUGUCUCCGAAAGUUCCGUGCGCCAACAACAUCAACAGUUGAAGCGGGUGCACAUUGAAGACUCAACACCAGCGCUGACCACAGCGGACAGUGAUCGCAGCUUGAGGGCUUGGGGACAUGGAGUAAGUUUGGGCAGCGCUCAUCCAAUUAUUCCGUUGCCGCCACGCGCCUCGGGCUCGGACUCCUCCGACCAAGAUGAGAAUGAGAGUGAGCAGAGUGUGGUGAUUUUGCAUUUGUGGAGCGAGGGAUUCACACUGGGCGAGGGCCCAUUGCGACUCUAUGAGAUACCAGAAAAUGAUCGAUUUUUACGUCGUGUUAUGCGCGGUGAUUUUCCAAAUGAGAUGCUGGAGCUCGGUCAGCGGAUGGAGCUGACUGUACGGGAUCACACGAAUACCUCUUAUCGCGAACUAUCGCGCAAGCAAUUCAUGGGCUUUGGUCGUGCCUUGUCCAGUCCUCCGUCCAGUUUGGUAACGGCUGACGGUGCGUUGUCACCGACGGAACAGCAACAGGAGCAGCAGCAACAGGAGCAGGAGCAGAGUGCAAUUGAUUCACUCCAGCUUAACAGACAAACUGGAAUGACAACAAUACAGUUUCGUCUCGCAGAUGGCAGCCGCAUUUCCGCUCAGUUUAAUACCACCCAUAAUGUGGGAGAUCUUUAUAGAUUUGUGCGAAUGGCGAGGCCCCAAUAUGCCAGUGAAAACUUUCUGCUCAUGACUGCAUUUCCACGAAACGAACUCAUUGAGACCGAUCAACGCCCCUUGGCGGAAACGAAUCUACUCAAUGUGGUCAUCAUCCAGCAUAUCAAUGAGCGAGAGGAUCCCCAACAAGUUGACCAAUCGACGGACUGAGAUUUUACAUUUUGAUUCAAAAUUAAUUCAGUUGCAGUUUCUCAAAUAUAUACAAAAAUUAUUUAAUAUUAAUAGAAUUCUAGAAUUGGAUCUCA